AUGGACGACGAGCGCCGUAACCGGUUCUUACCCGAAGGCCAGGCGGGGAAUGGAGGAGGUGUGGGUGGCCAGCAGGGAAUUGCAGGAGGGGGAAACCACCGAGCGGCCUCGCAGCCACCUCAUCCACCCGCCACGUCAUCACCCUUCGUCGGGUCGCUUGGCGCUGCCGGCAACCCCACGACGGCGUCAAAUUGGCAGGCAACCUCGCCGUCACCAUCUUCUCCCGCCCACCACCUUCCGCCAGCGACACGCUCAUCCUCGUUCAGUGGAGGUCGAUUUGGCAGUACUUUCGAGGAUGACGAGCUCUUAGAUCCCGACGACGAGCUUUACGAUGCGCAUUACGGCUCGUUUGCGCAGUACAGAGGACGGCCAGCUUCCAAUGCCAUCGACCUCUCUCGCAGCCGGUCCCAAAGCUUGGCUGGCGCUAUAGGCGCUGGCCGUUCACUUAGUUCAUCGACGUCUUCCACAUCAUCUCCGUUGCACGGCUACCGCCCGACCUAUGGCCUCGGCAGCGCCGCCAAUUCAUACGUUACGUCCAAUCUGUACGGCAACAACGCAUAUGCGGGCCAUAACAACCUCGCGGGCGGACGGUUCAAUUCGUUGGGGAGGAGGGAGCGCGAGAGAGGGGAGAACACCAACACAAGUCCGUUUAUGCGGGAUGUUGGUGCAUUGCUGGACGAUGUGGCCGCUCCGGGUGGUAGUUUCCGUCAGUUGUGGGAGCGCGAACGGUUGUCUGGGGUUGGGGCAAGCUAUGGCGGUCGGGGCAUCAGAUAUGCGGGCGAAUAUGAGGACGAUUAUGGGGUUGACGACGAUUAUGAGGCCUAUGGGUAUACCGAGAGUGGGGCCACGAGCAGACGGCACAGUGUUUCCGGCCAGCCACGGGCUAGGAUGACUGGGUUUGCGGCUCCCGAUGCAAGCGGCUUCCAGGCUGACAAUCCACCUGUCAUUCCGUCUGGUGGGUUUGCUCGUCGAGGCGGGGGAGGUGGAGGUGGCCUAUUGCUUACGGAUGACGACCUCGAAGGCGCGCUGGGCUCUUUGUCGCUCAAUACGCACACCCAGACUCCGCCCUCGCCAACCAGGGGGAGAUAUUUCGACAGCGACGCGAGUGUGUUGCCCCGGUCAGUCUCGCAGCAGCGAUCGCGGGAAUGGGCAGAGUAUCCUGCGAGUCCAACCUCGCCUGUUAGAGUCCGUGUCCCGAGUACGGCGAGUAGUCACGGGCCACUAUCGCCGCGGGGAGGGGGCGGAGGCGGAUAUAUGCCGCAGUAUCCUCAGCAGCCGCAUUAUGCGCCGCCUGCUCAUCAGCCACACGCACCACCAUCGCAGCCGGCCCAUCAGCAGCAGCACGACAACCAGGGCAAGGGCAUCCCGCUGCACGCCGUCCCGCCCGAGUGGCCGCUCUACAUCGUCGAGUUCAAAGCGGGCCGCACGGACCUGUUCUACCUGCCGCUUCCCCGCGGCAAAGACGAGCCGGCGCCGGAGCUGCAUGUGGGCGACCUCGUCAUCGUGGAGGCGGAUCGUGGCAAGGACCUGGGCAAGGUGAUCAAUGAUAGCAUCACGAUUGAGGAGGUGGAGGCGUACUGGGCGGGCAGAGGAAACCAACCGCAGCCGCAAGGCCAGGGAUCCCCGCCGACUUCGCCCGGCGGGGCAGGAGAGACUGGCGGCGGCGGGAAGAAGGAGAUCUCGCCGAAAAUGAUAUACGGCAAGGCCGGUGCGGGGGAUGCGCAACUCCUUCUGGCAAAGAUGCAAGACGAGCUGAAGGCGCUGGCUCUGUGCCAGACGAAGGUGCGCGCAAAGAAGCUCCCGAUGGAGGUCGUCGACGCGGAGUACCAGUGGGACCGCCGCAAGCUGACGUUCUACUUUGUCGCGGAGAAGCGUAUCGACUUCCGCGAGCUCGUGCGCGAGCUGUUCCGCUUGUACAAGACAAGGAUCUGGAUGGCCGCGCUGGGCGGCACGGGCGGGGCACCGCAGGUGGAGGCUUGA
Mycena indigotica is the source of this 1980-nucleotide messenger RNA. Its product is annotated as PSP1 C-terminal domain-containing protein. The record is from RefSeq and is a predicted model, not a curated record. Gene Ontology annotation, cellular component: cytoplasm. The transcript is spliced from 3 exons. NCBI's taxonomy places the organism in Eukaryota, Fungi, Basidiomycota, Agaricomycetes, Agaricales, Mycenaceae. Bases 1 to 1980 code for a protein of 659 amino acids.